This is a messenger RNA of Salvia splendens (bonfire salvia), 1090 nucleotides long. RefSeq names its product serine/threonine-protein kinase 19 homolog. The coding region runs from base 99 to 923 and encodes 274 amino acids. The record is from RefSeq and is a predicted model, not a curated record. The transcript is spliced from 9 exons. NCBI's taxonomy places the organism in Eukaryota, Viridiplantae, Streptophyta, Magnoliopsida, Lamiales, Lamiaceae.
UAUUAAGUCCACUUUUGAAUAGGAAAAAAAUACAGUACGAAGAGAAGAAACAAAAUCAAAAGGAAAAGAGUUGGUUAGAAAGAUUCCGUGGGAGAAAUAUGAGCAACAAAAUCCCGGAAUCGGAGCCAUCAACAAGCAGGAAGCGUCGGCGGAAUGAAGAACCAGAGCCCCAAUCUGAAGACGAUGUUGUAAAUUCACAUUCUCUUUCGUUAGAUGACAAUUUUGCAUUCAGUGAUACACUGAUGGCGCUUCGGAUGAUGCGUGCUCAGUUCCCUCACAUUCAGAAGGUUUCAGUUCCUCCUUUUGUCUUGCAGUCGCAGUUGUACAGCAGCAUAAAAAAUAGGACUGAAGUGGAUAGGGAAAUAGAGUCUCUUAAGAGGGAAAAAGUGGUACGGAUAUUUAAGUUAAACACUGGACAGGAUGAUCAUGCCAUAAUGUUUAUAGAUGACUACAUCAGUCAGAUUGAACGUGUUGUGAAAAGGAUGGAAGAAAACAGCAAAAAUGACCUUGUAGUUUUUGAGUGGUUCAAGAUUCAUGUCCUACAGUCCAAGCUUGAAACCAGCAUUGGUCAUCAAGAGCUGUGGUCUUUUCUGUCGUUAGGGGGAAAGGUGAAAGAGGACCAUAUCUCUCAAUUAAUUAGUGCUGGGCUUCUUAUUCGCCAACUUAUUGAUCAGAACAUGUAUUGGUUUUCAAUUCCAAACAUUGGCUCAGUACUCAAAGGUCUAUCACAGGGAAGGAAGGAGCUUAUGUCUCUUCUAAGCCGAAGAAAAUACAAGGAGAUGAUGAUGGCUGCUUUGGAGAUUAAACGCCUGAGAUUUUCUUCUCUGGAUAUGAGAUUUCAUCUACGAGAUCUAAUAGGUUCGGGUCAGCUCAAAACCAUUCAGACACCAAGCGGCUUGAUUGUACGAGUUGCUAAAGAUUGAACUAUGCAGGUCACCACGGUUUUCUUGAUGCCAAAGUUUGUUCCCUUAGCAGGUCACUGCGAUUUUCGUAGCAGGUCACCGCAAGGUUGAAGCCUCUGAAAUUUAGCUUGUGUUGUAAGACUACAUGCUUAGUACAUCUAUCCAAUAAAAUAUUUUAUUGCUGCCUU